AAACCGUCACGUACAAAGUCCUACCUUCUGUUGAGCAUAAGGAAUUUAAAGCCAUGGCCAACUACGUAGGUUUUGCUAAUUUACCAAAUCAAGUCCAUAGAAAAUCCGUCAAGAAAGGGUUUGAGUUCACUUUGAUGGUUGUGGGUGAAUCAGGGCUGGGGAAGUCAACACUCGUCAACAGUUUGUUUUUAACAGACCUUUAUGCUGACAGGAAACUACCCAAAGCUGCUGAUUGUGUAAAAAGAACAGUGAAGAUUGAGACGUCAACCGUUGAAAUCGAAGAAAGAGGGGUGAAGUUACGUCUGACUGUUGUAGACACUCCUGGAUAUGGGGAUGGCAUGGACAAUAAAGACAGUUUCAAACCCAUUCUGGAUUAUGUUAAAGAACAGUUUGAAAGUUACCUUAAAGAUGAAUCAGGACUGAAUCGCCGGCACAUUGUGGACACAAGAGUACACUGCUGUUUUUACUUUAUAGCUCCAACAGGACAUGGACUCAAGCCUCUUGAUAUUGAGUUCAUGAAGCAGCUUCAUGACAAAGUUAACAUUGUUCCUGUUAUUGGAAAGGCUGACACUCUCACUCCAGCUGAACUGAACAGCAUGAAACGAAGGGUUUUAGAUGAAAUUGAGGAACAAGGUAUCACAAUUUAUGAGCUCCCAGACUGUGAAAGUGAUGAAGAUGAAGAAUACGUAGAGCAAACAAAACAACUUAAGGCUAGCAUGCCAUUUGCUGUGGUAGGAAGUAAUACUUUGAUAGAGGUGUGUGGCAAGAAGGUUCGAGGACGGCUUUACCCUUGGGGAGUGGUUGAAGUUGAAAACCCAAAGCACUGUGACUUUGUGAAGUUACGCACUAUGCUUGUAACUCACAUGCAGGACCUCAAGGAAGUGACACAGGAAAGUCAUUAUGAGAACUUCCGAGCAGCUCAGUUGUCAGGUGAAACUGAGCUCUCAAAUGGGAAUGUUGAAGAUGCUCCAAGGAAUGGCAAAAGAGCUCGUAACAUCACAAGUGCCAUGAUGGAGAAAGACCGUGCUUUGAUGGAGAAAGAGGAGGAGCUUCGGCGAAUGCAAGAGAUGAUUGCAAAGAUGCAGCAACAGAUGAAAAGUCAGAGCUAGUGGGCCAAAAUGAUUCAGCACAAUUGUGGAAUGACUUCCCAGUGAUCAACUUUAUUGAGCAGAAACAAGAAAGUAAUUGUAUGGUAGUCUCAUGGUGACUUCUUUUGGAUAAGAUGGGGCUAGCUAUAAUCUAGCUAUUUGACAAUUGCAACAUGGACAAAGAAACAAAUUAGGUUACAUUGUUGGGAAUUAUUUAAUGCUACUAGUUAAGAUGUUUUUACUAAAUUCAUAGAAUGAAGAUACUGUAACUUUUAGCCCCCUUUUCUAAAGUGCAAUAUUAAAAUCUGAUAUUUUUACUGAAAUAUUCAUUGUUACCACUGUUUUUUUUUAUGCAUAAUAUUCCUUUUUUAAUUGUUAUCAUUUUCAAACAGUGGGAAGCAUUUAUACUGUCAUAUUUUAUUGAUAAAUUUCUAUCACUGCAUAUGUGAUGUUUUUAUUUUACUGAUUUCUUUUGAAGUAGAAUUUUAUGAAGGGUUUCAUUGAAUUUUUAUUUUAACACAAUAUGUCUGCCGGAGAAGCACAGGAGAGUUCCAUUACUAAUUUUAUUUGUUAUUUUUGCAAUUUUUAUGGAGUAUUCCAUGGUAGAUAGUAUUAUUAAAUAGCUGUUAACUUUUACACAAGCCUAAUGAAAAACUGAUGUAUUAAAAAUUUCUAGUAAUAUAUUUAUUAGCGGUUUAAAGUGUAUCGUUAGAUGUAGUUCUUUAUGGCAAUGGUUCAUGCUUAAAAAAAAUAUUUUAUCAAGUGAAAGUUGAAGUACUUUAGUGCUUGUUUAUAAUAUUGAAGCCCGAUUUCUAACAAUUUUUACGUAGAUAGCGUAAGU
Molecule: messenger RNA, 1929 nt
Organism: Pocillopora verrucosa
Lineage: Eukaryota; Metazoa; Cnidaria; Anthozoa; Scleractinia; Pocilloporidae
Product: septin-2-like
Biological process (GO): intracellular protein localization; regulation of exocytosis; cytoskeleton-dependent cytokinesis
Cellular component (GO): septin ring; synaptic vesicle; septin complex
Molecular function (GO): GTP binding; molecular adaptor activity; GTPase activity
Source: RefSeq, a predicted model, not a curated record